Vicia villosa (hairy vetch) is the source of this 600-nucleotide messenger RNA. Its product is annotated as early nodulin-5-like. Lineage: Eukaryota; Viridiplantae; Streptophyta; Magnoliopsida; Fabales; Fabaceae. The coding region runs from base 37 to 444 and encodes 135 amino acids. The record is from RefSeq and is a predicted model, not a curated record. The transcript is spliced from 2 exons.
UACCAAAAGCUACUCAAUUCUAACAAAGUCAUCAAUAUGGCUUCUUCUUCCUCUUCUCCAAUAUUGUUAAUGAUCAUUUUCUCAAUGUGCCUUCUAUUUUCCUACUCAGAAUCCACAGAAUAUAUUGCUGGAGACAAUGAAAGUUCCUGGAAGGUUAAUUUUCCAUCAAAAGAUGCACUCAUCGAUUGGGCCACUAGACACCAAUUCACAUACAGCGAUGCUGUUGUCAAUGAGCAUGAGGAUGACUGUAAUACAAAGGUUCGUUCCAAGAUAGGUGAUAUGGUUGUUACAAAGAGGCCUCUAGUUCUCCCACCGUUGAUUACCUUGCCACAGUCACCUUCACCAGCACCGGCACCAAAUUCGUCCAGCACUGCUGCGAGCCGUGGAUUCGUCGUGUUGUUGGAGGUUUCACUGGCUAUGUUGAUGCUCUUAAUUUGGCUAUAGUUGUUUGUUUCUCUAAUAAGCUUUGUGACUUGCUUCAUGCAGAAAUAUGCAAUGUUUGUGUCUGUGGUGAAGGUCAAUUACAUUUUUAUUUUGUUUCAUGUUUUCUUAAUUUUCAUGGACAAUAAAGGUUCUUGUUUGUUUGUUUUUGAUCAGAAU